Messenger RNA from Aaosphaeria arxii CBS 175.79, 2074 nucleotides. RefSeq lists its product as uncharacterized. NCBI's taxonomy places the organism in Eukaryota, Fungi, Ascomycota, Dothideomycetes, Pleosporales. Bases 350 to 1840 code for a protein of 496 amino acids. The record is from RefSeq and is a predicted model, not a curated record. The transcript is spliced from 2 exons.
UUCCAAGCACACAUUCUGUUCGCUAAUCACACGGUAUCUAUUUCUAGCAUCACAGAUGCCCCAAACGAUGCAAGUUUACCGCAGAGUGUUACUGUUACUGUCAAGACGAUAAAUCAUGUAUGUACACAUGCGGAUUGCAAUUGUCUUUUGGCCCCCACCCAGAGUAUCAGAUUGGACCUAGCGCCCAAUCACGACGUAUCUCCGACCUUCCACCAACCGCAUGUGCCACAGGCUUACUCUCACAUCUGUCACAGAGGAUUAUUGGGGGCCAGAGCGAACGGUGGACGUCGUUAUGGCUGUUUCCUUCGAACGACCCUCGAACCUUAAAGCCUUACGACCACCUUAAACAAUGGCUCUUUGGCCGAACCACGCGCAGCUGCUGGAUACCAUGGAGUCCGAGAUCUCACCCAUAGCUGCGAAUCCGCUAUCAAAUACAGUGUUCCACGCUCGUGCGGAUAUCCGUAUCGAAUCUACAUCAAUAGACCCGCCAAUAGAGUCUCAAGAUUGGGGCAGUCAACAACUACUCGACCAUGGCCGGCCGAAUGGUGAGGAGGAGCAUGCAAUCCAGGAACGUGCCGCCGAGAUGCAAUCUUGGUGGGAUGAUGCCAUUGCGAGGAACAUGAAUCUCCCAGAUGGAUAUCAAGAGGCCGCUGUCUUGAUCAUCAAGUGGGAUGAUGAGCUGGAUGAGCUCAAGACAAGAGAUGAGGCCGAGGAACUUGAUCGCGUUUUUCGUGAGGUCUUCAAUUACGAUACUGAGACCGUCGAACUUAACGUUUCCAAAAAGCCGCAGCACCAGAUCAGCCGAUUCAUCAGCACGUUUAUCGAGAAACACGAUGGUCCAAAUAACUUGAUGAUUGUAUACUACACGGGACAUGGCAGAUAUAGAGAGCAUGAGAAAUACCUCGAGCUAUGCGCCAGUAUCAAUCCUGCACAUUUAAGAGGAUUCAACAACGAAGCAAGGGCGAACUGGAACAAGGUGGAGGAUAUCCUUGCGUCAGAAGAUGUUGAGGGGGACAUACUCACUAUCCUGGAUACGUGCUAUUCGAGCAACCAUGUCAAGUCGUCCAGAGAGGAUACGCGUAUAUUUGAACUCCUGAGUGCCUGUGGUUUCGACCAGACCACAGCGUCACCAGGAGAGUAUUCAUUCACGAGAGCACUCAUUGAUGCACUCAAAGCGCUUGUAAAGGAAUAUCCAGGCCGAUCGUUUACAACUUUCCAUCUCAACCAGCGCAUCGUAUUUGACGAACGACGUCGCGAUACCCCUUCGUUACUCAUCUGUCGACGAAAGCGGGAUGAACGACACAUUAGUCUUGCCCCGUUGAAGUCUAGGAAAGAGAGAGCAUGUCAACCAGCGCUCCCACAUCCUCCUCAAGGUUAUCUUACAUUACGCUUCGCCCUUCGUGAUGAAUAUUUGAAUCGUGAACAGAUCGAAUUCCUGGCAAGAAACCUGUCAAAGGCAUUCGGUAACAAAUCGUUCGUUGGUCUUCGUCGAAUGGAUUAUCUCGGCAUGAAGCCCGCUCGUGCAACACCAUUCGGUCGCGCCGCCUUAGCUCUCUAUGCCAUCACGCAGUGGAAGAAGGUUGUCCAUAAAAGAAGAGCAGACAAAAGGGCGGCAGCACGAGCAGACCGGGGCAUUGAUGAGAUCAAACUACCGACGUUUGAUGGAUCCGAGGAGCUUAAGAGUACUUUUACUUCGCCUACAAGAAAACGAAGGCGCGAUACAGAGGCCGAUGAAGGCCUUCCAGAGUUAAAGAAGGGGUUGCUAGAGCUACCUCAUUACCGUAGUGAUCCGCCAUCGCCGCCGAGGUCGGAUUCGUCGAGGGUUGAAGAAGGCGGGUAGCAUGUACAAGGGACUGCAUUUGUUAAAAGGAUCUUUCUUUUCUUGCGGUACGGAGCAUGCAUGAUAAUAUUUCUUGGAUACCCUUAGUUCUUUAUUUUAAUAUCGGAUUGGAAAAGCAUAAUCGGGUAGGCAAUACAUACCUAGUACAUACGCCACCAACUGCGAGUUUACGAAUCUCUGAUUACAUUAAAAGACACUUUGGGAGGUUGUUAACUUGUUGAUAGUUCGGCAUUU